Messenger RNA from Gracilinanus agilis (Agile Gracile Mouse Opossum), 4753 nucleotides. It is a transcript of the gene ITGAV, whose product is annotated as integrin subunit alpha V. Gene Ontology annotation, biological process: cell-matrix adhesion; integrin-mediated signaling pathway; cell-cell adhesion. Lineage: Eukaryota; Metazoa; Chordata; Mammalia; Didelphimorphia; Didelphidae. Gene Ontology annotation, molecular function: integrin binding. Gene Ontology annotation, cellular component: external side of plasma membrane; integrin complex. The record is from RefSeq and is a predicted model, not a curated record. The transcript is spliced from 31 exons. The coding region runs from base 248 to 3433 and encodes 1061 amino acids.
GAGGGCCGGCCUGAGCUCCCGCCCACGCAGCGAUCCCAAGAGAACUCGUCCUCAGUUGGGAGAACCCCUCUACCUAGUGGACACCGCAGUCAGCCCGGCUCUCUCCUCCCUCCCUUCUGAGUCUGGGGCACUAGGAAACUUCUCUUCUAACUUGCAGCAGGGGCGCCGGUGGGCACGGGGACGCCGCGACCGAGGAGGCGGUGUGGUUGGGGGCGCUAAGACAGGCGCUGAGCCGCACUCUUCAGAGAUGGCCCCUUGGCUGGGGAGAAGGCGGCGGCGGCGGCUACCGCUACUGCUCCUCCACCUUCAGCGCCGCUGCCUCCACCUCCUUCUCCCGGGCCUUCUGCUGCUGCUCCUGCCACCUCCCUGCAGCGCCUUCAACCUGGACGUGGAUAGUCCCGCAGAGUAUUCUGGCCCGGAGGGAAGUUACUUCGGCUUCGCGGUGGAUUUCUUCGCCCCAGACCCUUCCUCCAGAAUGUUCCUUCUGGUUGGAGCUCCCAAAGCAAACACUACCCAACCUGGCAUUGUAGAAGGAGGGCAAGUACUCAAGUGCAGCUGGUCUUCCAAUCGCUUGUGUCAGCCAGUGGAAUUUGACUCAACAGGCAAUAGAGAUUAUGCGAAGAAUGAUCCAUUGGAGUUUAAAUCUCAUCAGUGGUUUGGAGCAUCUGUGAGAUCUAAGCAAGAUAAAAUUUUGGCCUGUGCUCCAUUGUAUCACUGGAGAACCGAACUGAAACAAGAGAGAGAACCUGUUGGAACAUGCUUUCUACAGGAUGGAACAAAGACUGUUGAGUAUGCUCCCUGCCGGUCAAAAAAUAUUGAUGCUGAUGGACAGGGAUUUUGUCAAGGAGGAUUCAGCAUUGAUUUUACAAAAGCUGACAGAGUACUUCUGGGAGGUCCUGGUAGUUUUUAUUGGCAAGGUCAGCUCAUUUCUGAUCAAGUGGCAGAAAUCGUGUCUAAAUACGACCCUCAUGUAUACAGCAUCAAGUAUAAUAACCAGUUAGCAACUCGAACAGCUCAGGCUGUUUUUGAUGACAGCUACCUAGGUUAUUCAGUGGCUGUUGGGGACUUCAAUGAUGAUGGCAUAGAAGACUUUGUUUCUGGAGUUCCAAGAGCUGCAAGGACAUUGGGAAUGGUUUAUAUUUAUGAUGGAAAAAAUAUGUCAUCUUUGUAUAAUUUUACUGGAGAACAGAUGGCUGCAUAUUUUGGAUUUUCUGUAGCUGCCACUGACAUUAAUGGAGAUGAUUAUGCAGAUGUAUUUAUUGGAGCCCCUCUCUUCAUGGAUCGUGGGUCUGAUGGCAAACUUCAGGAAGUGGGUCAAGUCUCCAUGUGCCUGCAGCAAGCUUCAGGAGGUUUUCAGAUCAUAAAGCUGAAUGGCUUUGAGAUCUUUGCUAGAUUUGGUAGUGCUAUUGCCCCUCUGGGAGAUCUUGACCAGGAUGGUUUCAAUGAUGUUGCAAUUGCUGCCCCCUAUGGAGGUGAGGACAAACGAGGAAUUGUUUAUAUCUACAAUGGAAGAGCAACUGGCUUAAAUUCAGCACCAUCUCAAAUCCUAGAAGGACAGUGGGCUGCCCGGGCCAUGCCACCAAGCUUUGGGUACUCAUUGAAAGGAGCCACAGAUAUAGAUCAAAAUGGAUAUCCAGAUUUAAUUGUAGGUGCUUUUGGUGUGGACCGAGCUGUUUUAUAUAGAGCCAGGCCAGUUAUCACUGUAAAUGCAGGCCUAGAAGUUUAUCCCACUAUUCUAAAUCAAGAUAAUAAGACCUGUCCACUUCCUGGCACAGAUGUCAAAGUUUCCUGUUUUAAUGUGAGAUUCUGCCUAAAGGCUGAUGGCAAAGGAAGACUUCCAGAGAAACUAAAUUUCCAGGUUGAACUUCUUUUAGAUAAACUGAAGCAAAAAGGAGCCAUUAGGAGAGCCCUGUUUCUCCAUAACAAAUCCCCUGGACACUCAAAGAACAUGAGUAUUUCAAAGGGAGGUCAGAUGCAAUGUGAAGAGCUUACCGCAUAUCUACGGGAUGAAUCUGAGUUCCGAGACAAGCUCACUCCAAUUACUAUUUUUAUGGAAUAUCGGUUAGAUUACAAGACUGCAGCUGAUGUGACUGGAUUGCAACCCAUUCUUAACCAAUUCACUCCUGCCAAUAUUAGUCGACAGGCUCACAUUCUCCUGGAUUGUGGUGAAGACAAUGUCUGUAAACCCAAACUGGAAGUUUCUGUACAUAGUGAUCAAAAGAAGAUCUAUAUUGGUGAUGACAACCCUCUGACACUGAUUGUUAAUGCCCAGAAUCUAGGGGAAGGAGCCUAUGAGGCUGAGCUCAUUGUGUCCAUUCCACCCCAGGCAGAUUUCAUUGGUGGUGUCCGUAAUAGCGAAACUUUAUCAAGGCUUUCCUGUGCAUUUAAGACAGAGAAUCAAACCCGCCAGGUGGUAUGUGAUCUUGGAAAUCCCAUGAAGGCUGGAACUAAACUUUUAGCUGGUCUUCGUUUCAGUGUGCACCAACAAUCAGAGAUAGAUACUUCUGUGAAGUUUGAUUUACAAAUCCAGAGCUCUAAUUUGUAUGACAGAGUUAGCCCAAUGAUAUCUUACAAAGUUGACCUUGCCAUUUCCACUGCUGUUGAGAUAAGAGGGGUCUCAAGCCCUGAUCAUGUCUUCCUUCCCAUUCCAAACUGGGAGUAUAAAGAAAAUCCACAGACUGAAGAGGAUGUUGGGCCUGUAGUACAGCACAUUUAUGAGCUGAGAAACAAUGGUCCAAGUUCAUUUAGCAAGGCAAUGCUGAAUCUCCAAUGGCCUUACAAAUAUAAGAACAACACUUUGCUGUAUAUCCUUCACUAUGAAGUUGAUGGACCAAUGAACUGUACUUCAGAUAUGGAGAUUAACCCUUUGAAAAUUAAGAUUUCAAGCCCUCAGAUAGAUGAAAAAAAUGAAACAAUCUUAGGACAAGGUGACCGGAAUCAUCAUGUCAGUAAACGGAAUUUGCCUCCCAGUGAAGGAGAUGUACACACUUUGGGAUGUGGGAUUGCUGAAUGCUUAAAGAUUGUCUGCCAGGUUGGUCGCCUUGAUAGGGGAAAGAGUGUAAUCCUGUAUGUAAAGUCUCUGCUGUGGACCGAGACAUUCAUGAAUAAGGAAAAUCAGAAUCAUUCAUACUCACUGAAAUCCUCAGCUUCAUUCAAUGUCAUAGAAUUUCCCUACAAGAACCUCCCUAUUGAUGAUAUUCACAACUCUACAUUAGUCACCACAAAUAUUACCUGGGGUAUUCAGCCCUCAACCAUGCCAGUGCCUUUGUGGGUGAUCAUACUAGCUGUCCUAGCUGGAUUAUUAUUAUUGGCUGUUCUGGUUUUUGUAAUGUAUAGGAUGGGGUUCUUUAAACGGGUCAGACCACCUCAAGAAGAACAGGAAAGAGAACAGCUUCAACCUCAUGAAAAUGGUGAAGGAACUUCAGAUGCUUAACAACUGUUAAUUUAUGCAACAUACUUACACUUUAGAAUUGCCAACUUCUUUAUGGAUUUCAUUUUCUCUCAUGAGGAAUAAACACUCCAUGAUGGCACUGCUGAUCACUCCCCUUUGGCAUUGAUGGAUAGUCUUAAACAACAAAAUGAGAGCAAUAUGUGUCAACCAUCUCUUGUAUUAAGCAUGUUCCUAAUCCCACUAGUAAUACACAUGCACUGAAAUGUGCAGAAAUCACAAGUAUUAUUUAGUGAUUUUGAUAAUCAGAUUUCAAGAGACUGUGCUCUAUUUGAUGCAUACCAGACCGGUAGUUCUGGAGGUACCACGUGGAUUUAAUGAAAAUCUCAAAAACCAGCAGCUUUUGUAGUUACUGUUUCUGUCUUUUCUUCCCUUUAAGACAAGACUUUAUUUGGGCCUUGGCGUCCAAUUCUUCUGUAAAGAUUCAUGCUGUUAAAUAAGCAUUACACUACAGGUGAUUUUCAAGCUACUAAUGGACACAUACAGACAAAACUUAGUGAACUUUGGCUUCCAAGAUUAUUUGAAUUCAUUUUAGUAUAUUACUAUCUAUGUGACCCUUUCAGUACUAUAAAUGAACUAGAUACAAACACAGCCGUCAGAAUCACUAAAAAUGUUUGAGCCUUUUUUAUUGCAUUGUAUUUUUUGAAAAAUAGCUUUUGUUUCAAGGAUUCUUUAGUAAAUCUAUACUCAUGCAAAACAUUAGAUAUCUAACUGUAAACUUUUGUACAAUAGUUGAAUUUUAAUAAUUACAUUAAAAUCAGCACCCUGAAAGCCAUAUAGGGACUUUAUUAAUUUUAAAUUACCUUUAUUUCCAUUUUUAGUUAAAUAACAUGGAUGUAUUCUUCAUCAGUCAAAUAUUGUGGUAUUUAAUUUUAAUCAACUUUUAGAAAGUGACCACAAGCUAUUAUAAGUAAAAAUAUUAAUGAAAAGAUCUUCAUUAUUGAUGUAGCUGUUUAUUGUUAUUGAUUUACUUCACUGUAACAGUUUUGUAAUAUAUGAAUAUUGAUCUUAAUAUUACACUUUUCUUUAUAUUUUGAAAUUGACGUAUAGAAAAAAUAGCAAGAAAAAUGAAAAUGGGUUCACUUUGGCUAAAUUUGCUCUUCCUUACUAAGCAGAAAUGUUUCUUUGUUAAAAACAGAAUCAACGCCUCCACACCCUAGUCCAGUUGGCCAGGGGCUUUAUUUUUAGAAUAAUAGCUUACUAAUACUAAUAAAGUGUUUUCUCUGGGUUUUGAAAGACUAGUUGUAAACCAACCUUCAGUUUUUCCUAAUCUAUAAUUUAUGAAGGCAAUUUUAAAAAAUGCCU